AUCCUCCUGGAAUCUCUAUGGUUUGGAUCGCUUCCUGCUGGACCUCACUGCUUGAUUUUCCAUACCCGCGAGUUGAUGCUGCUGCUGGGACACUGCACAAAUCGUGGUGAGUGUUCUGCUGUGCCUGCUUUACCAUCCACGUGGACUACGAUUGGAAAUAGUAACCUUAACCGAAGCAGGUCCUUUUCAGGUAACAUGGAAUCAGAAGGCCUUCUCCAGUGUCCGUAUGACAAAAACCACAUGAUUCGCCCUAGCAGGUUCCCAUAUCAUCUUGUAAAAUGCAGAGAGAAUAAUAAAGCAGUUGCUAAAGAUUUGGCUGUUUGUCCAUUUAAUGCCCGUCACAGAAUGCCCAAAAAGGAGCUGGACUUACACAUGAAAAGCUGUGACAGCAAAUGUCAGGUGGAUCCACUUCCAGCUGAAGCAGAAAUCUACAAAAAUAAUUAUUCAACCUGGCAAAGCCCUCCGUGUGAAGAAAAUUGGGAAGAGGAGUGUUCGUCAUGUGAACCAUCUCCUUUCAUCUUAAAUGGAUUUGGGAACCAAAAGCCUUACAGCAAACAUGACCAUGGCUACGAGAAAUCUCCACCCAGAGCUACAUAUGGGCAGAAUGAGGAAGGACACACAACUGCUUGGAAGGCUGCAGUGACAAGUGGAACUAGGGUUGCAUGUAAUCGGGUACCUGUCUCUUCGUACGAAGCUGAGUGGCCAAGAGCUACAAAUGGGCAAAGUCAAGGAGGAGCCACAACUGCUUGGAAGCCUACAGUGACAAGUGAAACUAGAGCAGCCUGUACUCUGGAACCUGUGUCUUCAUACAAAGCUGAGUGGCCAAGAUCUACAUCUGGGCAGAAUCAAACCGGGCACACAGUUGAUUGGAAGCCUGCAGUGUCAAGUGGAGCUAAAGCAGCCUGUAAUCGUGAACCUGUGUCUUCGUAUGAAGCAGACUGGCCAAGACUCUACAAUUGUAGGCACAAGAAGUGAUCAAGGAAAAUGGAGAGAGCUUCCUGAUUCACAUGUGACACCUGAUCUUUUGGACCUUAGCAACUUUCUUAACCUUGUUUUUUAACCAUUUUUAACCUUGUUUUUAACUUUUUUAAAACUGUAUCAAGGAUAAAAUAUUUUAAUUGGACAUUAAAUAAAACUUUUCAACUAUAAA
Molecule: messenger RNA, 1150 nt
Organism: Pseudophryne corroboree (corroboree frog)
Lineage: Eukaryota; Metazoa; Chordata; Amphibia; Anura; Myobatrachidae
Exons: 13
Coding region: 76-975 (299 amino acids)
Source: RefSeq, a predicted model, not a curated record